Molecule: messenger RNA, 2506 nt
Organism: Zonotrichia leucophrys gambelii
Lineage: Eukaryota; Metazoa; Chordata; Aves; Passeriformes; Passerellidae
Gene: TMEM39B
Product: transmembrane protein 39B
Exons: 9
Coding region: 870-2339 (489 amino acids)
Cellular component (GO): membrane
Source: RefSeq, a predicted model, not a curated record
AGCCUCCCUUGGAUCCUGGGAACUCCCCUGGAUCUCCAGCUGCCUGUUGGAAAACUGCAAUAUAAACUGUUUCCCGAUGGAGGUGUUCAUUUUACUGCUGAAUUUAGAAUUUUACCACUGAUUUUGGACCAAAAAAACGUUCAUCCAUCACGUUCCAGAUGCAUUUUUUGGCCUGACUGGGUUUUUAGGGAUAUCCUGGUACCUUUAGAGGAUUCUCUUAAACAUCAGGUGUGUGGCCACUCCUGAUUUUUUAUGCUUUUGUACAGAAUCAAUAUAAGUUGGAAAAGCCCUCCAAGCUCUGUCCAAGUCACUCCUUGGACACCUCCAGGGCUGGGCACUCCAAACCAGCCAAAAAAAUAAAUACCAAAAAUCCAGCAACUUUUGUCUUUGUGCAAAUCCAUUCAUUCCAGGGCCGAUUUUCCCUACCCUAGGCAGGGCUGCCUCUCAUCUUUGUGUAACCAUCAAUGCUGAACCACCAACCCCACAAAACCAAACAAAUAAUUGGGGUAAAAACCCCAAAAUUGCAGAGAUGCUGAAACCCCUCCAGGAGCGGAGGUGGAGCCAGGAUUACUCAUCCCUUGCCAUAACGGGCUGCCGGGACAUCUGGCGGCUGCGAUUGCCGCCGUUCCCAUCGGUGACACCGGGAGGCGACACCGGGAGGUGACACCGCGCUGCCCGCUGGGCGUGGCCACACAAAGGGGGCGUGGCUUUCCGCGCGUUCGCGCCCCGCAUCAGCUUGUCCCACGCCGGCCGCCGUCGCGCCCCGCCCGCCAUAUUGUGCCCGGCGCAGGCGGAGCGGCGGCCGGCGAUGGUGGUGGGGGCUGAGCCCAGCCCGCAGUGAGCAGCCAGGACCCCCCUGAGCCCCGGGCAUGGCCGGGGGACGCCGGGGUCCCAACAGGAGCUCCUACUGCCGGAACCCGCUGUGCGAGCCCGGGGCUGCCGGGGCCGCCGGGCACUCCUCGGGCUCCUCGGUCACCGGCGUGCGCUCCCGCACCAGGAGUGGCUCGGGCACAGGCCUGUCCAGCCCCCCUCUGGCAGCCCAGACCGUCGUCCCCCUGCGGCACUGCAAGAUCCCCGAGCUGCCCGUGGAGAGGAGCGUCCUGUUCGAGCUGCAGCUCUUCUUCUGCCACCUCGUCGCCCUCUUCGUCCACUACAUCAACAUCUACAAGACAGUGUGGUGGUACCCUCCCUCCCACCCUCCCUCCCACACCUCCCUGAACUUUCACCUCAUUGACUUCAACGUGCUGACGGUGACAACCAUCGUCCUGGCACGGCGCCUCAUCGGUGCUGUCGUCAAGGAGGCCUCCCAGAGUGGCAAGGUGUCCCUGCCACGCUCCAUCCUGCUGGUGCUCACUCGCUUCGCCGUGCUCACGGGCACGGGCUGGAGUUUGUGUCGCUCCAUCAUCCACCUCUUCAGGACCUACUCCUUCCUCAACCUCCUGUUCCUGUGCUACCCGUUUGGGAUGUACAUCCCCUUCCUCCAGCUGAACUGUGACUUUCGCAAGGCCGGGCUCUUCACCCAGGUCACCAACAUCGGCCCCAGGGACACGGGGGAGGUGACAGCCCGGGGCAGGGACUACCUGACAGUGCUCAAGGAGACCUGGAAGCAGCACACGAGGCAGAUGUACGGCAUGGAGGCCAUGCCCAGCCACGCCUGCUGCCUGUCCCCGGACCUGAUCCGCAACGAGGUGGAGUUCCUGAAGAUGGACUUCAACUGGCGCAUGAAGGAGGUGCUGGUGAGCUCCAUGCUCAGUGCCUACUACGUGGCCUUCGUGCCUGUGUGGUUUGUCAAGAACACACAGUACUACGACAAGCGCUGGUCCUGCGAGCUCUUCCUGCUGGUUUCCAUCAGCACCUCGGUGAUCCUCAUGCAGUACCUGCUGCCUGCCCGCUACUGUGACCUGCUCCACAAGGCUGCAGCACACCUGGGCUGCUGGCAGAAGGUGGAUCCUGCCCUCUGCUCCAACGUGCUGCAGCACCAGUGGACUGAGGAGUGCAUGUGGCCUCAGGGGGUGCUGGUGAAGCACAGCAAGAACGUCUACAAGGCCGUGGGUCACUACAACGUGGCCGUGCCCUCGGACGUGUCGCACUUCCGAUUCCACUUCUUUUUCAGCAAACCACUGCGAAUCCUCAACAUCCUGAUCCUGCUGGAAGGGGCUGUCAUCUUCUACCAGCUCUACUCGCUCAUUUCCUCCGAGAAGUGGCACCAGACGAUCUCGCUGGCUCUGAUCCUCUUCAGCAAUUACUACGCCUUCUUCAAGCUGCUGCGGGACCGCCUGGUGCUGGGCAAAGCCUACUCCUAUGCUGCCAGCAGGGACUCAGAGCAGAAGUUAAAUUAAAACAAUUGCACUGAUGCUCUCUCUCAGCCUAUUACAGAACAAACAAAAAACGAGAAACCCUCAGAGCUUUGUAUUUUUGUUACCACUGCUUUUUUUUUGUUGUUGUUGUCGUUUUCUUUGAUAACUGAUGUAAUUAAAAGGAAGAAAAAAAAAAACAUAUUUUUUUA